AUGUCACCACCGAAUCAGUCCGCAAGUAUUCCGAAUACUCAUGAAAAUAUUGAAUUAUUGAAUAUGAUUGGUAGUGAAAAAUAUGCUGCUUUGAAUUCAUCUAUAGAAGACGGAGUUCAAUCUGGAUCGAACCAACAAUUAAUGCAAAAUCUUCAGACUACAGAACAUGAGUCAUUAUUUAAAUUGUUUGAUUAUGCUUUAUAA
Molecule: messenger RNA, 204 nt
Organism: Rotaria socialis
Lineage: Eukaryota; Metazoa; Rotifera; Eurotatoria; Philodinida; Philodinidae
Source: the annotation of a GenBank genome assembly